Pocillopora verrucosa is the source of this 1490-nucleotide messenger RNA. RefSeq names its product phosphorylated adapter RNA export protein-like. Lineage: Eukaryota; Metazoa; Cnidaria; Anthozoa; Scleractinia; Pocilloporidae. Gene Ontology annotation, cellular component: nucleus. Gene Ontology annotation, biological process: snRNA export from nucleus. The record is from RefSeq and is a predicted model, not a curated record.
ACAACAUGGCGGGUGAUCGAAAAAGCGAGCAAGAACGUUUCGAAGAAGAAAUAGAUUUAGAGGUUACCUUCAAUGAGUUCGACGAUGAAUUUUCAGAGUAUAGUGAGAGAAAAUUAGACGAAACUGAGGAAAACGGCCGAAAAGACUCAAAACAAGGGGAAUAUCCAAACAACAUAUUUUUUAACGACGCUUGUAAUCUUCAAAAUGAAACUGUCAAAACACAUAGCGUUACAAAUGGAAACCACGCCGAAGAUGUGCUAAAUAUGGGAAGGUCAGAAGAAGGCGAAGUUUUUAGUUCGAGUGAAGACGAAGGUGGAGAGAAAAUGGAUUUUGAUGAGGAACUAGACAAUGACCUGAAAGCAGUCACUACGGCGAAUUUCACGUCUGGUGGAAGUAACAUCCAAGGAACACUUGAAACAACCACUUUUAAGUUUUUACCUCCUGAUUCAGGUGAAGGAGAGGGAAGUAAAAUAGAAACUGCAUCGCAAGAGUUAAUAAAAGAUACGGUUAGGAGUGUUGAUGUAACAGAGAGAGAAAUACUUUCAAUGGAAUCUGAUAAUUCAGUGGAUGAUCAGAGUUGGAAGAGACAUAAACGGGCCAGAUUGGAACUGGAAAGCCAAGAGAAUUCUGUGGAGAGGAAAAGAGAGGGAAAAGAUGGUGAACGAAUGAAAAGAAGAGGAGGUAAAAAGAAACGGAAAAGACCUGUUGGUAACCAUUAUGAUGGAGGACGACAUCAUAGAAGCGAUACCCAGGAGGACCCAAAGUUAGGAAAUCUGUUUAAGCCCUUAAAAGUUACUGCAGAAGAUUCUGAAGAGGUUGUUGCUAAAGAAAUAGCAUGGAAACUAAAUGAAACAAAAACAAAUCUCAUUCAGCGAGUUGUCAGUUGCAUUGGUUGUGAAAAAGCACUCAAGCUGUUUAGAGACACAAAAGAGGUUCAACUGCAUGGAGGGAUGUGGACAAAGGACAAUCAGCGAAGGGAAAUUGAAGGGAACUUUUCCCAGGAAGGGGCAUAGUAGAGACACUUUCCUGUGAAGGGACAAUGUAAGGACACUUUUUCAUGAAGGGACACUUGUCCAUGAAGGGACAUUGUAGGGACACUUUUCCAGGAAGGGACAUUACAGGGACUCUUUUUUAAUUUUUUCUAAAUUAGUGUCAGUUUUUGUUCUGUAGUUUGUUUUCAGUUGGAAGAAACAACAGUUUCAUCAUUACACAUGUAGUUAAUUAUAUCAGCCAACCCUUAAACUCCCAUGAGCAACCAAGACAGAAUUUCUCCUCACAAUAUCAAUACAAAAUCAAGCAGACAAGUGAUGAGAAUGAAGAAAAAUAUUGAUUAGAUGAUUAUUAGUUUUUCCUAUACUUAAUUAUCCUAACUAACAUCAUUAGAACAGACACUGAGGAUGUGAUCUUUGGAGUGAUGGGGUUAAACCCAAGUCUUGUGUUGAAAUCUGUUCUCAAAGGAAUGUGGUAAAAAAUCUGGUAACUCCGCAACU